Cavia porcellus (domestic guinea pig) is the source of this 9491-nucleotide messenger RNA. It is a transcript of the gene Gpr26, whose product is annotated as G protein-coupled receptor 26. Gene Ontology annotation, biological process: adenylate cyclase-activating G protein-coupled receptor signaling pathway. Bases 715 to 1728 code for a protein of 337 amino acids. The transcript is spliced from 3 exons. The record is from RefSeq and is a predicted model, not a curated record. Lineage: Eukaryota; Metazoa; Chordata; Mammalia; Rodentia; Caviidae. Gene Ontology annotation, molecular function: G protein-coupled receptor activity. Gene Ontology annotation, cellular component: membrane.
GUGUGUGUGUGUGCGCGCGCGCGCGCGCCUGUCUGCCAGCACAUCCAGGGGGAUUUCCGUGAGAGACGCAGCCGGAUUUCAGAGAACAAGAGGAGAGGAGGGGAAAAAACAAGAGGAGAGGAGAAAAUUGGGCUGGGAGAGGCAGACAGAGAGAACAGGAGAGAGAGAGAGAGAGAGAGAGAGAGAGAGAGAGAGAGAGAGAGAGAGAGAGAGAGAGAGGAGCUGGAAGGGAGAGCAAGCAAGAAGAGCAGAGUGAGAGGCAGGGAGGGAAAAGGAAGCGAGCAGGAGGGUGAGUGGAGAGGAGACCGGGCUCCGAAGAACUGAGUGAGGACGGAGCAAACAGAGGCAGUGGCAGUUGCCGAGCAGGACCAGGACCGCAGGCUGCUAUUCAGGACCACAGAGCACCGAAGGCUCCAGGCUCAGCGGUGCACGCCAGCGCUCGGCAGAGGUGGUACGGGCGUCUGGGUCUUAGCGGGGAGUCCAGGUGCUCCACUGGGAGGUGGCGCGGGGCUCCGAGGUGACUUCACCCGGACGUGUCUGCCUGGGAGGUGGCGCGGGGCUCCAGGGCGGCAGCACGCCCUCCCUCCGGGGAGCCAUGUCAGGCGGCGCCGGGGGGCUCCGAGUGGCCGCGCCGCCGAGGGGCUGAGCCGGCCGCGGGCCGCGCCAUGGCGGCGCGUGGUUGCGGACCCUGAGCGCCGGCGGCGGGCGCGCACCAUGAACUCUUGGGACGCUGGCCUGGCAGGGCUGCUAGUGGGCACGAUGGGCGUCUCGCUGCUGUCCAACGCGCUGGUGCUGCUCUGCCUGCUGCACAGCGCUGACAUCCGCCGUCAAGCGCCGGCGCUCUUCACCCUCAACCUCACGUGCGGCAACCUGCUGUGCACCGUGGUCAACAUGCCGCUCACGCUGGCCGGCGUCGUGGCACAGCGGCAGCCUGCCGGUGACCGCCUGUGCCGCCUGGCCGCCUUCCUUGACACCUUUCUGGCUGCCAACUCCAUGCUCAGUAUGGCUGCGCUCAGCAUCGAUCGCUGGGUGGCCGUGGUCUUUCCGCUGAGCUACCGCACCAAGAUGCGCCUCCGCGACGCCGCACUCAUGGUGGCCUACACGUGGCUGCACGCGCUCACCUUCCCGGCGGCCGCUCUCGCCCUGUCCUGGCUGGGCUUCCACCAGCUGUAUGCGUCCUGCACGCUGUGUAGCCGGCGGCCUGACGAGCGCCUGCGCUUUGCCGUCUUCACGGGCACCUUCCAUACGCUUAGCUUCCUGCUGUCCUUCGUCGUGCUCUGCUUCACGUACCUCAAGGUGCUCAAGGUGGCCCGCUUCCAUUGCAAGCGCAUCGACGUGAUCACCAUGCAGACGCUUGUGCUCCUGGUGGACAUCCACCCCAGUGUGCGGGAACGCUGUCUGGAGGAACAGAAGCGGAGGCGGCAGCGUGCCACCAAGAAGAUCAGCACGUUCAUAGGGACCUUCCUCGUGUGCUUUGCCCCCUACGUGAUCACCAGACUGGUAGAGCUCUUCUCCUCGGCACCCAUUGGAUCCCACUGGGGGGUUCUGUCCAAGUGCUUGACCUACGGCAAAGCUGCAUCUGACCCCUUUGUGUACUCCCUGCUGCGACAUCAGUACCGCAAAAGCUGCAAAGAGAUUCUGAACAGGAUCCUCAAUAGACGCUCCAUCCGCUCCUCAGGUCUCACAGGUGACUCUCACAGCCAGAACAUUCUACCAGUGUCCGAGUGAAGGACCAUGCUCCUGCUGGAGAGUUGAGAAUGGAGAAUGAGAUGGCUGGGAGAAGUGGCAGCAGUCUAGGGGAUCUGUCUGAGCCACACCCACCACUGUCCCCCAGCAAGCCUGGUGAUUCAGGGUUCUGGGGUAUGUUUCCUGGCUCCUCAAGGGCAGAUGUUGGACUGCCCCUACUUAUCACCAAAUGAUGGCCAUGGACCUUGAUCUGGCUUUUCUUUCUGAGAAGCUUCUUUGAGCUCCAAGACUCACCAGAGGCUCACCUAGAGAUAACAGUCCAGUCAUUGUGAAGGAUGCAGUGCUGGUGGCAGGUGGGGAGACAUGGUGUCCAUCUGCUUGAACCCUGGACAUGAGGCUCCAUGCUGAAGAAAAGCAAUGCUCUCCAUGGGACAUUUUAGUCAUGCUACAGGUGAGACUGGUGGUAGUCAUGUGGCCCUUGAUCUAAUAUAAUGACUUUUCUUCUUCUUAGGUGUGGCUGCUUUAACCCAAAUAUUACCCAGCUAGUACCAAUUAAAUUGUGUUCAGCUGAGACCCUGAGGCUCUACUCCUAAGGGGAAGAUGUUUAACAAUUAGUGGCUAACUGGUUGCUGCCCAGCAGCUAUCCCAGGAAUGACAAAUCGGAUAUAACUUUUUUCUCUCCUCCCCCCACAAAAGAAAAUUCAUGUUUGUAUGUGUAGACAAUUUUAGCAUGAAAAUGGUUUCAACAGGCAUGGUAAUACACAUAUUAGGUUCUGCUGGCAAAGAAUUCACUUUCUUGUGAUUUACAUGUCAUAAGUGCCAAGUAAAAACAGAAAGACGGUGGUUGGCAGGUCUCUCUGUCCCCAUUGCGACCUGAAUUGGUAGAAGCAUUUUACCUUGUCUUAUGCAUCACGUCCAGCAAGUCUUAUGAAUUGGAUGGGCAAAAACAGAACUGAGCAAAGAUCUAGCCUUGAUUUUCAGGCAUUGGUUUCCAUUAUACCACUAGCUCAAUAUCCUAUCCUCUGUACAUCCAUCCAUAGAAAGCAGAGGCUGUGAAACAUCACUAAGAAAUCUUCCUGUGCUACUGGUGAGAUAAUAAAACUUUAUGAAAUAUUGUAACACACACAUCAAUCCAUUAGCAACCCUAGUCUUGAUAAAAAAGCAAGUUGAAUGAUCCAUAGUUUCUUCCCAUCACAUUGUUAGUCACCAUUUUUAAAUUGAUUUGUGAAUACUCAGAGCAAUUAUUUCUCAGUCUUUUAAGUGAUUCCCUUCAGGGUGGAAAGGAUGGGGAGCUAUAAAAUCAGAAGGCUCAUUCUCCUUACAGCUCUUUUGUCCUUACUUGUGAGGUAGAGAGAGGAGGACAUUGUCUACCAGGGACCAACUAGGAGAGUUCGAUGGUUUUCAUAGUCAGGCAGCCCCUGUAUGUAAAGGUAAAGAAAUUUCUGCCCAUUUGAGAACACAUUGCCUUAUUAACUCCUAGCUUCUUGCUUAGAAAGCAAUUUAGCCAGGCCCCGUGGUGUCAGGUUUUAAAGUUUCCAUGGAUACUAGAAUGAAGACAGAUGUAGCAUCUGAAGAGGCUGUGACACCUUCCCAGUGCUGGCAGUGGAAUGCUCACACUUGCCUACAUUUGGCUCUUUAGAAAAAACAAACCUGGACAUUCCAAGGAAUUCCCUUAGGACACUGACUUGAGUCUCUGCUUAAGCUCUCCCAGCCGGUCCUCUGGGGAGUCAUUUCUUCCCUUCCUGUAAUCAGGGACAUCACAUUAGUAGCUUUAAAUUGGCCAUGGUGGAAAUUUCUAUACCAUGCAAAUACUACUAAUCAGGCCUUUCCCCCUGAAAAUUAGUGCAACGUCCCCCAGCACAUCACUGCCAGACAUGACUUUGUGUGUAACGAAAACAAAAUUGGUCUGGUUCAAAGACCAUUUGGCCAUUGAAGUUCAGUUUGCAACAGACACUUUUGUUGAGCUUUCCUAGUGACAAGCAGCUGUCUACCCCACCUAUUACCCCAGCACCAAAAGUGCCACUGAGACUAAAAUCAACCAGGAGCCAAGACAACAUGCACAGUUAAAUAUGUAAAUCCUCCCUUUUCACACAAAUACUCCUAAACUUGGGUAAAAGAGAAUUAACAGUCCAGUGAAUGACAUGACAGCAGACAGUCAAAUGAGAGCAGUAUCAGUUUAAAGGAAUAAUUGUGAGAAAUUCUCUCUCGGCCUGCUCUGUAUAAGCAACACAUUGUACUCCUGGUAGCAACUAGAUCCCUUUUUCCUCUUUUUAAGCUAAAAGCAGGAUCUUUCACCCACAAUGCCACACAUUGUAAAUGAUGCAUUUCACAAUUUUCCCUAUAAAACUGCUGAAAACCCAAUUAAGCCAGUUAUAUUGGUAUCAUGUAGACAGAAUUCUCAGAUAAACUGAUUGAUGACAUAUUUUCAUCAUCAUUUAGAUGUAAGAAUUAAAAUCCAAGGGGCAAUGGGAAGAAAAUCGAUGCAUCAGAAAUCAGUGUCAACAAAUUGUGCUAUAAUUACCUUUAAAUAAUUUCCUAUAUUCUUCUAGAGGCAGUUUCUAAAGUUUGCCCCUGCCUUCAGUAUUCCCGAUUGAAUUAUCUACCUCAUUUUGGGAAUUUAAUUUAGCAAACAUCGUAUGAUUUUCUCAGGUAUAACAUAUAGAAUCACUAAGACUUUGGGCAUCUAAAUCAAAGGGCCUGGGUUGGCCUGCUUGACUUUAGCUAGUGUAAGCCUUAACAGGUAAGGCACACAUAUAACAAGGGGGAAAAACAUUUUAAGAAACUUGAAUAUAAUAUUUGUAACAGAGAGGAUUUCUGACUAUUAAAUCCCCAUAGAGUUCAUUGUCCUAGAUGUUCAGAAUUUGCUGAUAAUAAUCACUCUGCAACUAUUCUAGCUUUUUGUUGUUGUUUUUGUUUUUGGUGGUAUAGGGGAUGGCACCCAGGAUCUUGUGCAUGCUAGGCCAGUGCUCCACCACUGAACUAUACUUAUAGCCCUUUUUAAAUUUUGAGUCAGAGAAUUGCUAAAUUACCCAUGCUGGCCUCAAACUUGUAAUCCUCUUGCUUGGUUCUCCCAAGAAGCUGAGAUUACAAGGAUGUGCACAUCUGAAUCCAUAGACCUCUUCUUGAGGAUAUUUCAAAGCCUGGGACCCUAACAGAACAGUCCGAGGAUGGUGUCACCGCACAUGGGUUUUGUGGGUCUUGUGGCCAGCUCACCUUCCAGGUGCCUCCCAGGAGGCCUGUGUUUGCUUACAAGUCAGGCAAGGGCAGAGGGGCUUGACGACGAGUUACCUCAUUCCAACCGCAUGUUCUUCCAGGACUCAGCUCAGGCUCCUGUCACCCUGAGCAAUAAACCUCUCUCCUAGUGUUUGUGAAUAUUUUUUCUCUUUCACGUGCUUUUCUUAAAAGAAGACAGAAAGAAUGGGGCCAACCACAGUCCUGAUUGUCACUUUUCACGUGAUUAGAUGGCUUUGCCUCAUAGAGAUGGCAUCCUCAGAGAAACUGAAGGCUGUGUUACCUUAUUGGAAUGUAACCUGAGUGCAGGGUUAAAUGUUUUAGCGAAAACAUUUUAUCAGGUGCCAGAAAUCUCUUAGAUCAGCUCCCAUGAGUGAGCAACAAGGUCGAGGAGCAACAAGGUCGAGGAGCAACAAGGCCGAGGUCUGGGUGUGCUAGGUUCUCGCUGCCUUCCUGAAAGCCUGCUGUGUCUGAACAGAACCACUGGUUCUUCAACUUUCUUAUCCCCAAAUGUUACCAAGAGAGAUGGCUUAAACAGAAUCUGCCGUCUUCUCCUCAGAGAUCAAUUUACCCCACUGGGAAAGACUUGGGAGUCCCUGUUUCCAAUCCAACUAACUGACACAAGUCGUCCUCAAACUACCCUCUUAGGAAGGAUGAUCUUAUAUAUCUGAAUGAACAGAAUGGAAAAUUAGAUCUUCCUAAAUAACUAAGUUUCCAUUGUCUUGUAUCUUUCCUUAAUUGUCCAAGUGGUUUCAUCCCCAUGUUUAUUCAAAAGCUAGAUUAUAUUGUUCUUGGAAGGCUCACUUCACUAGAUGCUGAAAGGUUGUUUGCAAAAGACCAUGGCAUAACAGAAGCUCCAGGGGGAUAAGAUGUGCUAAAAUAAGAUAGUGGUAGAUAAUGGCAGUGUUGGGACCCUUUCUUAGAGAAAAGGCAUUCAAAGGACCCCUCCCAGGACAUGUGCAUGGCGCUUGAAUCAAGCUAUCUCCCCAGGCAAUCCGGCUGUAGAAGGAGGUAACAUCUGUCACUUAUGCCAUCAACAGGAGCUUGUUACAUCCAGCUGAAUAACUAGAAGCUGAGCCAGGCUGAAGCACAGCCAAGAAGAGAUGUUUUUUGAUGCUAGUCCUUUGGUGUGGGUCUCUUGUGGAUUCCCAGCUUCCUCUAUUGUGGUUGCCCCACUAGGUUUCCCAGGAACCAGCUAAGUUCCUCAGGAAUAGCAAGUUGUUUGAGAGCAGCAUGCCAUGCUUUGUAAGCUCCCCACAUUCCCAGUGACUCCCGAUGUCUCCCAGAACCAAGAGGACUAUUGGGCCCUCAACUCUCACCCCAGUACUUAGUUUUUCCCUAUGUUUGUUCCUGGACUGGUUAAAGGAAAGUGAUGGGAAUUAUAAGCUCCUGCCCUCCUAUUCAUGUGUAUCCAUGAAAUCUAAGGCCACCUCAUGCCUCCUUCUGUAAAUACUGGAGAAGCUAAAGGAACUAGACACCUUUAGGGUUUAACUAUCUGGAAGGAGAGUCAUAGGUUCCAAGCAAUGGAUCUGUCAAACUUUCCAAGAAACCUUGAUGAGGAUAAGGAAUAGCUAAAACUUACACUGGCUUCGCUCAGCCUGACAAGACAUCACGGUGUAGAGGUUCUGUGUUGGUGGUGCAGAGAGCAGAGUCCUAGAAUGGCAAGCAGAGAGGCAAGUGAUAGCAAGGUGUUCUGACCCAGAGCUCUGCACAUCCUUCCCCCUCACCUCUCAGUUCUAUGGAUUCUGUGCUAGGCUUAGGGGGAGAUGAGCAAUUACUCUACGGUCAGGGGACAGGCUAUAUAUCCUGAGGUGUGUGCUCGGGGCUGCAAAACUUGAGUGGUGGUGGAAAGGAGAGUUCUGAAAGGCUUCACAGAGGCAAUGAAGUUUGGGCCAGACCAAUAGGAGGAAGCAGCAUGUGGCAAGACACAGAGAUGUGACCCUGCCAGAUGAGGGGUUGAGCGAGGUGGCAACUUGGUGUACAUCUUCUAGUGGGAUCCAGUGAAUGGUAUGGAAACCCCACAAACAAGACAGAGCCAACAGCAUCUGUCACCAGAAGGAAAAGAUGAAAGUCUUAAAGUUGAGACUGUCAAAAUUAGAAAGAGAAGAUACAGGAAAGUUUCAUAUCUAUUUAGCUACCCAAAAGAGGAUGAAGAAAGAAGGAAAAAAGGAAGGGAAGGAAGAAAGAGAAGGGAAAGAGGGAACAAAGGAAGAUCAAAAGGGAUCAUAUUCCUUUUGAAGGACAGGGAGGUUCAUCCUUAAGAGCACAAUUCACACAUAAGAAACUAACCACGUCCAUCCAGGGUGCAUUCUCUGGCAGCAUCCUGAGUGCAGCCAAAUAUAGGUCAGGGAGGGCAGUACUGCAUAUUUAGUACUGUGAAGGCUCUGAAGGAGCACUGCCACCUAUACCCAGGACAAAUGGAAAAGGUCACAAAGCAGAGAAAAGCGUGUUACAAAAGUCCACGUGCUACUUCAUAGCCCAGCACCCACACCUCUCCAGGUGGUGCAACAAUUCGCUAGCACAAUGUGCCAUGUAAUUAUGUAUCUUAGCAUUUAAAGGUCAAAUAUGAAUCGAAUCAAUCUUAGCAGGGAUCUUGUUUAUCGUGUACACCCGUACUCAAGGACUUUUUAAAUAAAUUGGAUUUGUGACAUGAAAGUUGUGUGUGCCCUUUGGGCAUCCAUGUACUCUUAUGAAUACCAGCGUGUAUUAUUUCCUGUGUCCUCUCACACAUGCCCAGUGACUGUGUAAUUGGCAUUAUACUUACUUCCUGGCAUGGAAAUUGCAUAUGUGCCUAACAAAAUUCAGAGCCCGUGAUUUGAUGGUUUUAAAGAGCCUAAAAUCUGUAUUUGGAGACAGAAAAUCUGUUGUAAAUUGUGAAGUUCAGAGUAUAACGUCCCGGCCUAGAUCUCAGUCACAUUUUUUACUAUCCAAAGGGGAAGAGUUUGGACUAGGAGAGAAUCAAAUGCCAUCACAAGGACACUUGACUGAGUGCGAUAUUUAGUUUCCUGAGGACCCGAUCUUAGUGACUGCGUAGGCAUGGCUAAACCAUGCAACAUCCAGCCCCUUUAGAAAGGCUCAUCCUACCAUUGCCUUCAUGCAACUUGUUGAUUACCAAAUGCUUGCUUUAGUUAUUAAGAGUAAGGCCACCACCAUACACAAAAAAAUUUUCAAAUGCCAAGUUUCCUUGCAAACUUAAAUCAUACCAAACUUCAAGAAUUCCAUUUACAUUACUUACACAUUUACAGUAAAUGUGUAAGUAAAUCUCUUCUGGAGUAAAAGGAUAUUUAUGGGGAAUGGUGUUUCAUCAACUCUACCAGGAUCUCCCCAGGGAAGACCUGGGAUGCUCCAGCACACAAACAGUUGUGCAAGCCCAGCCAGUGACAAAUCAAAAAGGUGCCUUUCCUUACCCUCAUUGCCACCUGGUGUGGUUUUUCCUAGGCAUUGGAAUAACCCAGUUUUAUUUUCUAAGGCUCGUCUGGAAGAAGGAAUCUAAAUCCUUGCCAUCUGGAUAUGCAUUCUCGUUUUGAUAGCAAGCUCUUGGGAGAAAGUAAAUCUGCCUCAUGCCGUGGUGUGGCUUGGGCAGUAGAUGACAAGAGAUAAGAUCAGCCACAGAUGUGGCUUUUCCCUACUGGAGGAAGCUCAGAAGCUCUACUCUAGCCAGUGUCCAUUUGAAGGACCACCUUCUCCGGUAAAUGAAAGGAGAAUUGUUAAAUGCUAGCCUUAGAGUUUCUGAAGUGUCCAAAUCCUGGGAAGGUCCAAUGCUUUGCAUUCCUUACAUUUUCAUGUGUUUUUGUGGCUAUGCAAGGCGAGGUAGAAAGGUGUACAUGACUUGUUUCUUGGGGGCAUCUAAACAGGGGCCAGUAGACAAAAAACAGGAGCUUGCAUUAAGGAAAUCUAAUGUGUGCACCAGCCAGUUUAGUUCCCCAAGGAAAUGUGCAUUGCAUUUGCACAUUCCAAGAAUACUUUUGGAAACCGGGAUUUAGAAAAUAAAUAUUUCAUUCCUGGGAACAGAGUGAACUGCAAAUGAUUGGUUUCUGCAAAAUCUCGGGAUUUCUUAAUAUCGGAUUCAUAGGAUGACAGGUGGGACAUCUGUGUGUUGUGUCAGAACAAAAAAUUCCAUAAAUGUGUGUGCCCAUAACUCUAUGUGCCAUGAGUGUAUACAUAUGGGUGAAUGUUCAUAAGCACAAACAGCUGCACAAGGAGUAUAAAACAAAUGAAGCAAACAUUUAGCGCUUUUUUGAUGUUUCUUGACACAAUAGCUUUAAUUUAACUUUCCUUUAAUUUAUAAAGCAGAAGUAAGGUUCCACUUAUUUUUUUAAAAUGUUACCAAGAAGCUCUCUCAAUGUGGCACUAUUAUCGCUCAUGUGAAACACCUGCCAACAGCUCUUUUCUUUUGAAAACUCAAGAUUUUUUAAUCCAAGGCCAGUGAUGCCUGCUCUGUUUACAAUAGCUUGUGUUUCGUGAAGACAUAUCAACUGUUGUACUAUAUUUUUAUGACAGAACUGAUGACGAAUUCAGGAGGAAAAUAUAUAUUGUGAACCUGUACAAUAAAGACUCCUGUUACGCGAUACCCA